This is a messenger RNA of Daucus carota subsp. sativus, 1384 nucleotides long. RefSeq lists its product as uncharacterized. Lineage: Eukaryota; Viridiplantae; Streptophyta; Magnoliopsida; Apiales; Apiaceae. The transcript has 8 exons. The record is from RefSeq and is a predicted model, not a curated record. Gene Ontology annotation, molecular function: catalytic activity. The coding region runs from base 89 to 1168 and encodes 359 amino acids.
AAAACAGCUGUAUCAAUUUCAAACUCACACACGAAUCAAACACAUAGGAGUAUUUGGUAGCGGUGUAGUUUUGGAGCAGAGGAGAAGCAUGUCCAACCUCGACUUUCUGUUUGUCAACGGCGUCGUUUCACCACCCUCUCUCACCCCUUCUGUUGCUACCUUGCUUGAAACUCACCCAGGUGCUUACACGACCUCCAGAACUCAUAACAAUGGGUCAGUCUUGUUGUUUUGGGAGAGGCAUUUAAAUAGGCUGGCCAAUUCUGCCAGAAUUUUGUUAAAUUCAAAACCUGAACUCUUGUUUGAAAUUGGAGAGUCCAGGGCUUCUUUUUCCGGAAAGUUUUCUAAUUGGGAUUCGGCCAUGAAGUCGCUUGUUAAUGAUUUGAUGAGAACGGCAUUGCCGGUGGCAGUGGAAGAUAUGAAAGUUGGUGAGGAAUUGGCUGUUACGACUCUUGUGAGUGGGAAUAUGGAGAAUUGGAGGAGAAAUGAAGGUUUAGAUGGAGAAGAAAUGUUCCGCGAGGUCUUUGACGUUUAUAUACGUGUGGGUUUAUACGUUCCUUUGGAGUUUGGUUUGCGAGAGAAUGGGGCGCAUUUGGCAGCGGUGGGUCCUGGGAGAGCUGUUGCUAAUGCAAAAUAUUCAGAGUGGGUAAGGGUGAGGAAGCAUUUGGAGAAGUUAAGGCCGCCUUCUGCCACCGAACUUAUAUUGUCAAACGAUGGUGAUCAUAUGCUUGAAGGUUGUUUGACAAAUUUUUUUGUUGUUUGUCUUAGGGAUGGCAGUGAAGAUGAUGCCAAGGCUGAGGAGGACUUAACUGUUUAUGAAGUUCAGACAGCUCCUAUAUCUGAUGGUGUCCUCCCUGGAGUUAUUCGCCAAAUUAUCAUUGAAGCAUGCUUAAAACAUGGAAUCCCAUUUCGAGAAGUUGCACCUUCGUGGUCAAGACAUGAACAGUGGGAAGAAGCUUUUAUUACCAAUAGUUUAAGGCUUUUGCAGCACGUAGAAACAAUUCGAGUCCCGUGUUCGUGGAGCUCACUUGAAUCAAAAAGUUGGAAGGACGUUAAUUGGGAGGAAAAACAAUUUAAGGAGGGUCCUGGAACCAUCACAUCUGUACUCCAGGAAGAGAUUAUGGCUAAAGCUGCAUUAGAAGGUUACCCGGUGACUUCAUUGCCCAAAUGAUUAAAAUCCUGACCCAGAUGAUUAUAGGGAAAUUCCACCCCUCCCCUGUGUAUGAAAAUUGUAAAUAUAAUGGCAUUUAUGAGUAGAUCACAACAAUGUUUAUGAUGUAUAAUAUGAACAAUGAAAUUGUGGAAUAAGGUCCAUAUUUCAUAAUUUUUUGAUUUUAAAUUUAUAAUAUCAACAAUGAAAUUGUGGAAUAAGUUUCAUAUUUCAUAA